Molecule: messenger RNA, 1701 nt
Organism: Phlebotomus argentipes
Lineage: Eukaryota; Metazoa; Arthropoda; Insecta; Diptera; Psychodidae
Gene: Cyp4c3
Product: cytochrome P450 4c3
Exons: 9
Coding region: 1-1623 (540 amino acids)
Molecular function (GO): heme binding; iron ion binding; oxidoreductase activity, acting on paired donors, with incorporation or reduction of molecular oxygen
Source: RefSeq, a predicted model, not a curated record
AUGUAUUCAAUACUGGGCAAGAGUGUUAUACUGACGAGAAUGUAUCAGUACCUCUCGUACUUGUCGCCAAUCACGCUCCUCAUCUACGUCCUCCUCGUGACGCUCAUCCUCAUGUACAACAAGCGCAGAGCGCGUCUAGUGAAGCUGAUCGACAAGAUACCAGGACCACCGGGCCUGCCGAUUUUGGGCAACACCAUCGAGAUUAAUGUUGAUCAUGACGAACUGUUCACGAGGAUUUUGGGCAUGCGAACGUUGUGGGGACGACGACAGGGCUUCUGCAGGGCGUGGAUUGGCACUCAACCAUAUGUCUUUAUCUCAAAACCGUCAGUAGUCGAGCCAAUCCUGGGAAGCCCGAAGCACAUCGACAAAAGCUCAGACUACAACUAUCUUCAUCCUUGGCUGGGAACUGGACUUCUGACGAGUUCCGGUGUUAAGUGGCAUUCUCGGCGAAAGAUUCUGACGCCGGCUUUUCACUUCAAAAUUCUUGAAGACUUUAUCGAUGUUUUCUCGGAGCAAAGCUCCAUUUUAGCAUCGAAAUUGGCUGUCGAAGUUGAGAAAGAGUCUUUUAAUAUCUUCCCGUACGUGACACUGUGUACUCUGGAUAUUGUUUGUGAAACGGCGAUGGGCAGACAAGUCAAUGCUCAGAGCAACAGUGACUCAGAAUAUGUGAAGGCGGUGUACGAAAUUGGUUCCAUUGUCUUGAAUCGUCAGGCGAAGAUAUGGCUGCAGCCUGACAUCAUAUUCAGGCACACGAAGCACUUUGCCGACCACCAGCGAUGCCUCAAAGUCCUGCACGAUUUCUCAUACCGCGUCAUCCGGGAGCGGAAGGAGAUGAUCAAGAAGAACGAGCUCAGGAAGCUCCAGAAGCUGGCCAACAACAAUAACAACAACAACAACAACAUCAUGGACGGCUUGAGCAUCGAUGUCGUGGGCAAGAAGAAGAGACUCGCCUUCCUGGACCUCCUGAUCGAGGCAUCGCAAGACGGAAAGGUUCUCUCAAACGACGAUAUUCGCGAGGAGGUCGACACAUUCAUGUUUGAAGGACAUGACACCACAUCAGCUGCAAUCAGCUGGACUCUGUUCCUCAUCGGCUCUGACCCGGAAAUUCAAGAGCGGGUCAUUGAGGAAAUCGACCUGGUCAUGGGAGGCGAUCGCGAGCGUGCGCCAACGAUGAAGGAGCUUCUCGACAUGAAAUACCUGGAGUGCUGCAUCAAGGAGGCGCUCAGACUCUACCCCAGUGUGCCCCUGAUCGCGCGCCAGAUCAAGGAGGACGUCAAAAUCGACUCGUACACCAUUCCGGCCGGCACCACCGCUAUGAUCGUCACGUACAUGCUGCACAGGAACCCCGAGAUCUACUACAAACCCGAGCAGUUCAAUCCCGACCGCUUCCUGCCGCAGAACUGCAUCGGACGCCAUCCUUAUGCGUACAUCCCGUUCAGCGCCGGGCCGAGGAACUGCAUCGGCCAGAAGUUCGCCAUUCUGGAGGAGAAAUCUGUGAUUUCCGCCGUGCUGAGGAAAUACAAGAUCGAGGCCGUCGACCGACGGGAGGACCUCACGCUCAUGGGCGAGCUGAUCCUGCGACCCAAGGACGGACUUCGCGUGAGAAUCACGCCGCGCCCUUAGCUUCUGGUCAGCUUGACGGCAUUUGAUCCUUAUUUAGACCAUAGAUGAUAUUUAUUUAAUAAAUAAUGUCCAAUGACA